AUGUGUAAGGCAGAUAUAACUGACGCCUUCAAGCAGAUUCCAUUAAGCCUUGAAUACUGGCCAUAUUUCGGGUUCAAGUGGGAAGGACUGUACUAUUUCUACACCCGGCUAGCCUUCGGUUGCCGAUCUAGCCCCAAAAUAUUUGACCCUCUUUCCCAGGCCAUUUGCUGGAUUCUGAAACACAAUCAUGAUUUCCUUCAUGUGCUACACCUGCUGGACGACUUCCUAGUCAUUGACCCUCCAGGCCACGACGCUGAAUCGACCAUGAGCACUAUACUGUCUCUCUUCAAGAGACUCAACAUUCCACUAGCUCUCCAUAAGACACAGGGACCCCUUACAGAGAUCGAGUAUUUAGGCAUCAUUCUUGACUCAAAUCUUAUGACUGCUAGGUUACCUCAAGAUAAACUGCAACGCAUAGCAGAGCUCCUUGGCAGAUACUCCACAAAGAGAAGUUGCACCAAGAGAGAACUUCUCUCCCUGCUCGAACACUUGAACUAUGCUUGCAGAGUGAUCGUGCCAGGCAGGACGUUUGUCUCCUACUUGAUCGAACUUUCCAUGUUAGCUUGUCAGGCGAUUGUAGAAAAGAUUUAG
This is a messenger RNA of Haliotis rufescens (red abalone), 591 nucleotides long. RefSeq lists its product as uncharacterized. The record is from RefSeq and is a predicted model, not a curated record. The transcript has a single exon. Lineage: Eukaryota; Metazoa; Mollusca; Gastropoda; Lepetellida; Haliotidae. The coding region runs from base 1 to 591 and encodes 196 amino acids.